CUCAGGCAGCCGCCGCCAUGUUGGUUUGAGGAGCGAUAACAGGAGGCGUCCGCGGCUUGUGGGAUUGAUAAGUGGAGGAGGAGGAAGAGACAAAGCUCUGAGAGGGAACCAUUCCUGUGCUGAGGAGAGGGAGGACCCGGCCGUUUCCGGGAGCAGCCGAAGGCGGCGACGCCGGAGCUCUCCAGGCCCGGGAGGGGCGGGGGAGGCGGAGGCGCGCGGAGGAGAUGCGCCCGGACCCUCGCUGCAGCCCGGAGGCGCCGGCGGCCUGAGCCCCAAGGGGCCGUGGCGGUCCCGUCCGUCUCGCAGCCGCGGCCUGACGCUUCGGCUCCCCGAGUUCAAUGCCCUUGAGUGCGGGUUUCAGCGGCCCGGCUCUCUGCCCCGGCGGCGCGAGUUGAGCCGUUUUCCGCGCGGCUCCGGGCUGGGUGCGCGGACGGCGCCGGCCACAGCGCGGCCGCCCCUCCAGUGUCGCGCGUCGAUGUGUAGCCACAUAGUUAUCUAUGUACAUCCACGCCGGGGCAUUUUUCUCCUGCUUAAUGAGGACUUGACUCGGGAGCGAGUGUGAAUCACUGCCGGGGCUGGGAAAGGAGGAAGGCGGAUUUAACCCCCUCCCACCCCGCUCCAUGUCGGUGUGUCACUCGGCUCGGUCCACCUGGCGCGGCCGGUCCCGGGGCUGCCACUGACUGCUGCUGACGACGACGGCGACGGGGGCUGCCGCCGCCACCCCGAGAGUUUCCUCGCGCUCCGGCCACACGGCUCCUGGGGAUUGUUCCUCUUCGCACCAGAUCCUCGGCCGGGCGGGCGCUUCGGCUCCGAAAUAACUUACUACCCUUGUUUUGGAAAGCACAUCAAGAAGGAAUUAACAUUGUGAAGACUCAUUUUUGUGGCUCGAAGACUUCUGCCCUUUUUUUGUUUUCUGCGUAAACAUCUGGGUGUAUAUCCGAACGGCAAGAUGUCUAGUAAUGUCCCGGCGGAUAUGAUAAAUUUGCGCCUCAUCUUGGUGAGUGGAAAAACAAAGGAGUUCCUGUUUUCUCCUAAUGAUUCUGCUUCUGACAUCGCCAAGCAUGUGUAUGACAAUUGGCCAAUGGACUGGGAAGAGGAGCAGGUCAGCAGCCCAAAUAUUCUACGACUUAUUUAUCAAGGACGAUUUCUACAUGGAAAUGUCACUUUAGGAGCAUUAAAACUUCCUUUUGGUAAAACAACAGUGAUGCAUUUGGUGGCCAGAGAGACAUUGCCAGAGCCAAACUCUCAAGGUCAAAGGAACCGUGAAAAGACUGGAGAGAGUAAUUGCUGUGUAAUCCUGUAAACACUGUCUGCCUAGUGUGGUGUGAUGCAGUCUUUGUCUUUCAUGCUGCUGGGACACAAGAGACCCAUCAUAGCUUCAGAAACCUUUAGGAACAGUCUGCCUGCAAAUCCAUGGAACCAAAUUGUCACCUUAACACUCAUCUUUUCUCAUGAAAGUAAAAAGAACCAAGAACAAUUUUCACCAUCAGUUUUUAUUUCUUAAAUUUGUCUAUGUUGAACAGUUUUAAAAUAUAUUGGUUUUUGAAUGCAGUCAAUCUCCAGGGGAAAAGUUUAACAAGUUAUCUUUCAUUGUAGAAAUGAUUUGCUGCAACAAAAAUUUUCAUCACCAGAACUAACAAGUAUUCCAAACACAAUUUGCACUAAAAAAUGAUUGACAUCAUUUUCCUCAUCAGCAGAAUUUAUAUCAGUUUAUGGUACCUAGAAACACUCAUACAGUUCCACACUGGAAGACACUCAGCAGUUAAUGAAGUUAAUUACUGGGCCAACUUGAGAGGAAAAAAUGGAAAAGAAACUAAAUGUUGAUUGAAUUCUACCAAAGUCAGUCACGGUCGUUGUACUGGCACAGAAUAUUAAACUAAGUGUGACUAUUUUCACUGCAACAAAUGAAAAAAAAAAAAUGUGCCUGUUGUUUAAAGCACUCAGUAGAGGGCUGAUGAAACUAAUUUUUUUCGUUUAACCCAUGCACUCUUAGGGCCUGCUGUUGCUGAGUGCUUGUUCAGACAGCACAAGGGAGGGGUGAGAGUGCAUUUCCUAGCCUUAAUGUGGGAGGGUGCGAGGCGCACAGAGGUUUUCAUUCUCAUGCAGAAAUAGUAGAAAACCUCAUUGACUGAUCAAUUUUACUUAUUUGAAUACCAGAAAAUUGGACGUUUCCAUAUUUACAUCUCAUCUCUAUCUGUGUCCAAUGUUAUACGCAUUAGAGAGUUCAGAUGAAUUCUCAAAAUUACAAAAAUAAAUCUCAGUACUAAUUUUAUUUCUUUAUAUAGUUUGCAUUUCAUAUUCGUGCUUGCAGUUGUAUGAAAAUCAAAAAAGCUGAUUUUUUUUUAAAGGCAUACAUGAUGAAAGAUGCCACUCUUAUUUUAUACCAGUAAUUUAAAGGUUGAUAUGCUAAAAACAAUUUGCACAGCAUUAAAGCAUGAACUAGUUUCAUCUAAACCUGUAAAAAAAAUGAAAGAUUUUAUAUUUUUUUUUCACUAGGAAAAAAUAUUCCUGGAUGAAAUUACAAAUAUGUGUAGAAUAUAUUUAAUAAAAAAACUUAUAAAAUACCUAACUAUAGAACUCACAUAUAGAUUGGCGUGUAGUAUAUAGAACAGUAUUCCAUAUAAAUAACUUUAGUCUUUUUAAAAAUGAAGUUGCAGGCUGACAUUAUGUUCUGUAUUUCGUAAGUGUUCAUGACCCUUCUAAGCAUUAAAUGUAAAUGAUUUCAAAUGGUUAGCUUUCUUUAAAUGCAGUCAUGUUAUUUUAUUCAUUGUUAAUGCUUUGAUGAGAAGGCUUUAUAUGCAGUAGAGCUACAAAAAUAUUGUUCAUACUGAUCAAAAUUAAAUUUGUAUAGAGCAGAGUUUUAAAAUGAAUGUAAAUAGCACUAAACACGUUCUUUCUGCAACCUGUACUUAGAGAUUCUUUCUGUAAACUAAAUAAAAAAAGAUAUCGUAGUGC
Messenger RNA from Octodon degus (degu), 2955 nucleotides. RefSeq names its product ubiquitin like 3 (gene Ubl3). The transcript is spliced from 5 exons. Bases 950 to 1303 code for a protein of 117 amino acids. The record is from RefSeq and is a predicted model, not a curated record. Gene Ontology annotation, molecular function: protein binding. NCBI's taxonomy places the organism in Eukaryota, Metazoa, Chordata, Mammalia, Rodentia, Octodontidae.